CGCCGGCACGUCGCGCUGCCGCCGCGCUUCCUGGGCCGGAAGCGCACGGGUAUCUGCGCCCAGCUGGAUGCUGAGCUGCUGCGCUACUCGGAGAGCCUGCAGGGCGUCCCGGUGGCGUACGACAACGUCAAGGUGGUAGGAGAGCUCGGGGACAUCCACGACGACCAGGGCUUCAUCCACCUGGACGUGGAGGCGGACUUCGUCAUCUUCAGUCCUAAGAAAGGGAAGAAGAUGGUGGGUGUAAUUAACAAAGUGGCCCCCAGUCAUAUUGGCUGUCUGAUACAUGGGUGCUUCAAUGCUUCUAUCCCUAAGCCUGAACAUAUGUCAGCUGCAGAGUGGCAAGAGUUGGGGUUUAAAAUAGGAGAUGAACUGAAAUUUCAAGUGGUGCACUUAGAUUCUGAUGCAGCAGGAGUGUUCUUCAUUCGAGGACAAUUGACUAAAACCAGUAUGCAGCCCAAGCAGUCUGAUCCUAUUACUGAUGCAGUGACUGAUGGCACAAAUGGAGAGCAAAUUCAAGACUUUGAUAAUGAGAAAAAUGACUUAAAUGACUCUGGGGGAGGUAAUGUCACAGAAGAUCCUCCAGGUGAGGCAGAUAAUUUUGUGGGGGGAAAUACAGAAGAGCAAAGUAUUGGUGUUGAGAAUGAAAUAUGUGAUGAUAAGAAGAAGAAGAAGAAGAAAAAGCAUAAGCAGGAAGAACAGGAACAUGUAUUGCCUGCCAGUGACUCUAGUGGUUACCAAAGUGACCUUAAAAAAUCAAAGAAAAAGAAAAGAAAGCAUUGUGAAAUUGAAGAAAGUGAAUUGCUGGAGCUGUCGCAAGAACCUAAAGCAAAAAAGAAAAGGGACUGAAGUCUGACGUGCCUUUCUUACUGAUGAUUUCAGACUUUUUUUUAUAAACUUCCAAUAAAACCCUGUUUUCAAAAUAUACAUGUAUAUUUUUUGCUAAA
Meleagris gallopavo (turkey) is the source of this 944-nucleotide messenger RNA. RefSeq names its product RNA polymerase I subunit F (gene POLR1F). The record is from RefSeq and is a predicted model, not a curated record. Gene Ontology annotation, cellular component: RNA polymerase I complex. Gene Ontology annotation, biological process: DNA-templated transcription; transcription elongation by RNA polymerase I; DNA-templated transcription initiation. NCBI's taxonomy places the organism in Eukaryota, Metazoa, Chordata, Aves, Galliformes, Phasianidae.